AUGUGGCCAACUGUGAAAACGAAAAAUAUAUAUGAGGCCAUAAUGCUCAAGAAAAGAGCAGCAGAAGAAAAUAGACAAGCACAGGAAAAGAUUACUCAGAAAUAUUAUAAAGCGGCCGAAAUCCGAGCUAACAAAGAGAAAUACUGGACAUCCGAUACUUCUUUCAAGCAUAGUAUUCUUGCAUACCUGCAGCCUAAGAAAGAAGAUAUUCUGGAACGUUUGGAAAGUCGACGAAAUAAACUAAGAACUCUACUGCGUGAAGAAAACAAUGCUUUUGACGUAAUGCUUUGCGAAAUUUAUUCUUUAAAGCGUAUCCUUAAUGGUUAUCCUGAAGAAUCUGAUGUAGCCACGGAGAAUAUGAAACAGGAAUACUAUCGACUCGCAGGUGAACGUGAGGCGGAAAGGUCCGAGGCUCAAGCCCAAGAUGCGCUUGACAAUAUGGCUUUCGAAGAGGAACGUGCUGACAAUCGGAUGCAGGAAGAUGCAGUUGAGAAGCAACAGCGUCAACAGAAGAAGGAAAAGGACAGAAGGCACGUCGAAUUUCUACAUGAACAAGUACAGGAGCUGAAGCAACGGGAGCAGGAGGUUAAUGAACUGAAUUCCGAACGUGAGCACCUGCUGGCAGAGAAAGUCAGGAUAAGCGAACUGGAAGAGGAACGACAAGCAAUUGAAGAGGAACGGAGACGGCAAAGCCAGGGAAAGGCCCUGUUGCGCCAGCACGCCACCGCUCUGAGACGUCGUGCUCGUCAAGUACAGGGGGAUAUCGAGACGGAUAUACAAUGGCUCUCUAAGGUGGUUCAACAGCAGAGUCUAAAUCAGGCCCAUGCGCAGGAUGCCGCAGAAAGGUUACGUUCAGAGGGCACUGCUAUGCUCUCCAUGCUGGAGGACGACUUACAACGGGAACGAAAUCGCGAGGCCCAAAUGGUGGACCUAGAUUCACAAGAAGCAGCGGAGGUGUGGAAGAAACGAAACGAACAAUGGAUGCAGGAACAGAAUGCCCGAACAAGACUCCUGAAUGAGCUCCAGGCCCAGAAGCUGGCCGAAAAUGAGUGCAUGCAGAAGCUAGUAAAGGAGACUAGACUAUCCGAUGAGGUCCAUCAGGAAACAACUCGAGAGCGCCAGCAACAACAAACCGAUGAACUGGAGGACCAGCGAUCUGAACGCCAGCAAAACAACAAAACUGCGGACAAGGAGGCCCUCACAAAAAGCGAGCUGGAGCACAAGGUCGAGGAGGCUUACGCAGCAGCGCUACGAGCCGAAGCCGAACGCUUACAGGUGUCAGACUCCUUCACGCCGUCCAAAGGCCGAGGCCAAUCCUUCUACGAUCACCGCCGCAAGACCUACCUCUGGUGA
Molecule: messenger RNA, 1353 nt
Organism: Dibothriocephalus latus
Lineage: Eukaryota; Metazoa; Platyhelminthes; Cestoda; Diphyllobothriidea; Diphyllobothriidae
Source: the annotation of a GenBank genome assembly